AUGGAAGCCGCUUUGCGUUUCUCCUUCAACUCGACACCCUAUGGUGACCAGCGUUUCCUGUACGUCGAUGUAACAGGGAAGUCAUUCAAGCUCUGCAAAGUGACCCAUGACUCCAAAGAAGCCAUCAAGUAUGACACAAUCCACACGUGCACGAAAGCGCCGGCAUUUCGUGCAUUUGACUGGCAUCCUGUCAAUGAGGACCUAGUGGUUGUGGGACAGGCUGGCGGCGAAGCCACUUUACUCAAAAUUGCGGAAGGACAACAGGACUCUUUGUCGUUCCAAGUUCGCAGCCAGAGACAAUGCAAUUCUGUGGCUCUCAACAGUGGGAAUUUGCUGGCAGCAGGACUUGACAAAGUCCGAACGGACUUCUGUCUGAACAUUUGGGACUUCAGUCAACGUCUUCCGGCUCCGGGAUAUGCGGGCUUCUCUAAGAGCUAUUCUGAGCCGGUAUACAAGCUUGCCAGUGGCGAACACAUCACAAGCUUGAAAUUUUUCCACGACCAUCCACAGCUGCUGGUAGCUGGAGUCAAAGGGCAAUUUGUCAGACUGUUUGACCUGCGAGAACCGACGGUGGGAAACGGCUUGCAGUUCGCCACCCGCUGUGUCCACAAUAUCGCCAUAGAUUGGCACGAUGAGAAUUAUUUUGCCUCCUGUUAUCCAACAUCUGAUCCCGCAAUAUGUGUCUGGGACAGGAGAAUGACAUCACGCCUCGGUCAUGCAAACAUGAUUUUCGGUUCUGGAGCUCAUACAGAGUCCCGAGCACCUGAGGUAUCCAUGGAGCUACGAAAUGCGAUCCAGAAUCCUGGUGUUAUCUGGAGUCUUCGAUUCAGUAAAGCACAGCGAGGAUGCCUUGGCGUUCUCUCUAGUACUGGGCAUCUCAAAGUGUACGACAUCGGCAAGGACUCACUAACUGAUGAGUACCGAGACAAUUAUGGGCCUGACAAUGAGCCUGCUUGGGAAACCGUCCCACCCCAAGAUUUAUUUCUCGAUCGCUUGCAGGAAGUAGCAAAGCCUUACUCAGAUCCGGCUGCACCUGGCGAUGAGAAAACUCGAGUUGUUUCAUUCGAUUUUACAACGUCCCAGACUAAGCUUGGUGAGUCAAGAAUUAUGACACUGAGUGCUACGGGCUCAGUGAAUAUUAUGACAACCCGGGCUUCACCCGAGCCAAGUACGCUUUCAUCUGUUGGGCAGCUCUACAAAGGUGAAAACCUUGUUGGCGAAGCCGAUCUACUGAACCCUCAUCCAGGCGAAUCGGCUGAACUUGUCCGGCGUCGUGCGCAGCCUCAGAACGCUCUUAAACAGGCUUACAAAGUUUCCAGGCAAAAUAAAGUAUCAACCGAGACUAAAAGAAUGUCGAGCCUGGCAGACCAAGAAUGGUAUUCGGACCUUGGAUUUUAUGAAAAGAAUGUUCCGAUUCAGGACAUGCUCACUCUGAACUCGAUUCAGCAAUUACGUUGCAAAGACGGGUAUCUCCUUGACCCCACGAAGAACAAGGCUGUCGUUUCCGACUCUCGUUGGCUACAGGCUCUUUGGGCCUGGGUAGAGAAGGCGACAAAAAGCUCUCGGAGGGGCAGCAUGGUUCAGGAUAACUUUGAUCUUUCUUACGUUGGGGUAUAUGGGCUCUGGAUGGAAGAUAUCAACUCUAAGAACCGGUCUCUCGGGCCAAGUUCUAAUAAGCUUGCCAAAAUCAUCGAAAACCUUGUCAGGCGUCUCAACAUACCCGAGCUUAAAGGCGUCUCUACUGAGUAUUAUGCAAACCGUCAACUCUGUCUCCACGCAUCAGGGCUCGCAUGGUCAUAUGAAGAUAUUGAGGUCCUCGUGAAAAGACUGGUUGCACAAAAUCAGCAUACGAAAGCUGCCGCGUUAGCUAUGUUUGCUUCACAACGGAAGCUUGCCUACAAAGCUUUGCGGGGCAAAGGUGCUACACAAUCGCAUAAAAUGCUUGCUAUGGCUAUUGCUGGUGCUUCAAGAAGAAGAAAGGUCGACGACAAUGCCACCUCCGGUGAUGACGCUGAUACCCAGGAUGACUGGAAUGAGACUGUAUCUUCACUAGCAGAAGAAUUGACAGAUCCCUACGCUCGAGGAAUCCUCACUUAUGUUAAGUCAGGAGACUGGGAAACGGUUCUCGAAGAGGAAUCCAUCCCUCUAAAGUACCGGGUUUGCAUUGCUUUGAGACACCUUGAUGACUCGAAAGUAACUCAUUACAUUUCGCAAGUAACCAAGGAAGCAGUUGCUAAAGGGGAUAUUGAAGGUGUGGUCCUAACUGGUACUGCGACACAGGAAGCGUUCGACCUAAUUUCUAGUUAUUUGCGUCGAUUUGGGGAUCUGCAAACAUCGGUUUUGGUACUUUGUCCUUCCAUUCCGAGAUAUUUGGAUGACGAUAAGAUGGUGAGACGAUUCAAUGGGUGGAAGGAUGCCUAUCGCAACAUGAUGAAUAGUUGGAACUUAAAGUUCGAUCGGGUUCGAUUUGACAUUGGUUGCCAAAAUACCGCUGUUGAUGAAGGUGGUAGGCGGCUUCUGCCACCUGCAAAGCAGCAAGUACGACUGGUUUGUGGCUUCUGUGCACAGGGAAUUGCUCAUUCUAGUGCCAAUGACCGUAACAACAGUCCUGGCCAGAGAUCGAGGGAUGGUCAAAAGCCUAUAAUGAAAGAAAAGGCAGCAGCACUCGGAACAGUCUGUCCAAAAUGUGGUCGCCAUUUACCAAGAUGUGGUGUAUGUGACUUAUGGCUUGGAAUGCCAGACGGGUCAUAUCUACCAUGGUACAGUUCACGGCACAAAUCUGGAGCUAAGGAAAGCAUGGAUCUGAGUGCAAGCAUGACGGGCAGUAUUCAGACGACGAUUGGGCCGAGCCAACAGCAGAGUGUCGCACCUCAACGAAGCCGAUCGCCACGAUUGAAGCAGGCGCAACAGUCGCAACCAGUAUCUAAGGAGUCAUCCUCGACGUCUGAGGCUUCAAAUCGAACAGCAACUCAGUCGAUAACUUCGAACACAAAAAUGGUCUCUGCUGAUGCCGCCUUGGUGGAAACAUCUCAAGAAGCAGCGGGAGGCGAAGGGAAGGAUAGGGCAGAGACUGAAGCAGCGGAGAGGUGGGACACUGCCAUGUCGCGCUUCACAGUGCUUUGCGUAAAGUGCUCACAUGGCUGCCAUGCUGCACAUGCGAGGAUGUGGUUUCAGAAGCACCGGGUUUGCCCCGUGCCGGAGUGCUCAUGUUUAUGCAAUGAAUGA
Exophiala aquamarina CBS 119918 is the source of this 3225-nucleotide messenger RNA. RefSeq lists its product as uncharacterized. Gene Ontology annotation, biological process: positive regulation of TORC1 signaling. Gene Ontology annotation, cellular component: cytoplasm. Lineage: Eukaryota; Fungi; Ascomycota; Eurotiomycetes; Chaetothyriales; Herpotrichiellaceae. Gene Ontology annotation, molecular function: protein binding. The transcript has a single exon. The record is from RefSeq and is a predicted model, not a curated record. The coding region runs from base 1 to 3225 and encodes 1074 amino acids.